CUUCAGUUACAGUGGGAAGUGAUGGGCGAUGGACUGCCUUUGGACGUUGAGAGGAAAGUUUAGGGGUCGCGGUGUCAGCCUUCAGGCUUCUUCAGGCGGCGGCAGCUGCUAGGCCUGAAACAACAGAGUGGUAUCCCCGGCCUGGACGCCUCCGUCCCCUUCCCCCCACCUGCUGGCGCUUCGGGCUCCGGUGCGAUGCUGGCCGUGGCUUCUGACCCCGGGCUGGAUGGAGCCCGCCGCCGCCCCGAGCCCCGGCGCGGACGCCGCCGGCCCAGAUGCAUGGCAUCCAGGAGAAAGAUGUCUUGCCCCUUCGCCAUAUAACGAAAAACUUUGUGAGGCAAGCAUAAAAUCUAUCACAGUGGAUGAAAGUGGGAAGUCAUUUGCAGUUGUCUUAUAUUCAGAUUUUCAAGAAAGGAAAGUACCACUUAAAAGACUUCAAGAAAUAAGAUCUAUUAAAGAUUGCCCCAAGAAUUUUAUAUUUGACAAUGAAGAUUUGGAAAAACCAUAUUUUCCAGACAGAAAAUGUCCUUUAUCUGCUAAUGCUUUUAAAUUAUCUAAAGAUGGAGAUGCUAUUCCUUAUACUAUUAAUAGAUAUUUGCGAGAAUACCAACGAGAAGGAGCGCAGUUUCUCUAUAAGCACUAUAUUCAAGGAAGAGGUUGUAUUCUUGGUGAUGACAUGGGUCUUGGAAAAACAAUACAGGUUAUUUCCUUUCUGGCUGCAGUUCUGCAUAAAAAGGGAACUCGUGAAGAUAUUGAAAAUAACAUGCCAGAGUUUUUACUGAGAUGUAUGAGGAAAGAACCAACUUCUACGGCAAAAAAGAUGUUUUUAAUAGUUGCUCCUCUUUCUGUCCUCUACAACUGGAAGGAUGAAUUGGAUACCUGGGGCUAUUUCAGAGUCACUAUUUUACAUGGUAACAAAAAGGACAAUGAAUUACUUCGUGUAAGGCAGAGGAAAUGUGAAAUUGCUCUAACAACAUAUGAAACACUGCGCUUAUGUCUGGAUGAACUCAACAGUUUGGAAUGGUCAGCCAUCAUUGUGGAUGAAGCUCAUAGAAUCAAGAAUCCAAAGGCGAGAGUAACAGAAGCCAUGAAAGCUUUGAAGUGUAACGUCCGCAUUGGCCUCACUGGGACCAUCCUUCAGAACAACAUGAAGGAACUCUGGUGUGUUAUGGACUGGGCUGUGCCAGGACUUUUAGGUAGCAGGAAUCACUUCCAGAAGCAGUUUUCUGACCCAGUAGAACAUGGUCAGAGGCACACAGCAACAAAAAGAGAACUAGCCACUGGCCGAAGGGCCAUGCGAAGGCUUGCAGCAAGGAUGUCUGGCUGGCUUCUCAGGCGCACCAAGAUGCUCAUCAGUGGUCAGUUGCCAAAGAAAGAAGAUCGGAUGGUUUAUUGUUCUCUGACAGAUUUCCAGAAAGCAGUCUAUCAAACAGUAUUAGAAACAGAAGAUGUGACUUUGAUUCUUCAGUCUUCUAAGCCUUGUACCUGUAACAGUGGCCGGAAGAGACGAAACUGUUGUUAUAAGACUAAUUCACAUGGAGAAACAGUGAAGACCUUGUAUCUCAGCUACCUUACAGUCCUUCAGAAGGUAGCAAACCACGUUGCACUGCUGCAGGCCACUAGCACCUCCAGACAACAGGAAACACUUACCAAAAGGAUAUGUGAUCAGGUAUUUUCCAGAUUCCCAGAUUUUGUUCAGAAGAGCAAAGAUGCAGCCUUUGAAACACUUUCUGAUCCUAAAUACAGUGGAAAAAUGAAGGUCCUUCAACAGCUUUUAAAUCAUUUCAGGAAAAACAAAGAUAAGGUUCUUCUCUUCUCCUUUUCAACCAAGUUGCUCGAUGUGCUGCAGCAGUACUGUAUGGCAUCAGGGCUCGAUUACCGGCGACUUGAUGGAAGUACAAAGUCAGAGGAGAGACUCAGGAUCGUGAAAGAGUUCAACAGCACACAAGAUGUUAACAUUUGCCUUGUCUCGACAAUGGCUGGUGGACUAGGCCUCAAUUUUGUUGGUGCCAAUGUUGUUAUAUUAUUUGAUCCUACUUGGAAUCCAGCCAAUGAUCUUCAAGCCAUUGACAGAGCAUAUAGGAUUGGACAGUGCAGAGAUGUCAGAGUGUUUAGGCUGAUAUCCUUGGGAACUGUGGAGGAGAUCAUGUACUUACGGCAGGUGUACAAGCAGCAACUUCACUGUGUGGUGGUUGGAAGUGAAAAUGCCAAACGAUACUUUGAAGCAGUUCAAGGAUCAAAAGAGCACCGAGGAGAGCUUUUUGGGGCCUAUAACCUCUUCACACUAAGAUCUCAAGGAUCUUGUCUUACAAGGGACAUCUUGGAGAGGGAAGGUCAAGUAGAAGCAGGGAUUAUGACAGCCACAACAUGGUUGAAAGAAGGACCUCCAGCACAAGAACUAAAAACACCCAAAGAGCCUGGCUGUGAAGAACCCGGAGAACAACAAGUACCAGCAGCAGGAAGUGAACUGUACAGUGACCUUAGUGCUGAAGAGUCUGUGAAAACCCCAAGAAUAAAGACCACUAAACGCAAAGUAUCUGACUCAAGCAAAGCUUCAGCUUUUUCAGGACAGCCUACCUUAUUCCAGUGUGGUUUCUCUAAAUUAUUUGAGGCAACAUGUAAAGCCGUUAAGGCAAGCGAUGGACAUUCUGCCUCUGGGGAGGAGAGUUCAGAUGAGCAGCCCACGUGCCUCAUCACAGAAGCCAAAGACAUUGGUUCUCAGCAGACUCAGGUAGCUGUUGGUACUUCAGAGCAUCAGCAACCAGAAGGCAUCCCAAGUUCCAUUGAAAAAUGUGUUUUGGAUAAAAGAGAGAUUUUAGGGCAAAUUAUUUCUUCUGAGUCUAAUGAUGAGAAAAAUUUUGAAACUACAGCUGAACAUCAUUGCAUUUUACAGAAUGACAUAGAAUCAGAAGAUAGUGAUAUCAUCUUUCCCACACAGUAUACAACUCAAAGAGUCCCUACUAAUAAUCGCAUAAGGUUUAUGCUACCCUUAAAUGGAGCUGAAGAUUCUCACACAGAAAAUCCUGUAAAAGUAAAUAACAGUUAUGGUAGAAGGAUUGAUGAUACAGGAAAUGGAUUAAUUUCAAAAAUCUCAAGUCUUGAAGGCAUGACCCUAAAGUCUAGGAAAAGAAAAAGCACUGGUGAUAUUAGUGAUGAAUCUGAUGACAUUGACAUUUCCCCCAAGUUAAGAAUAAGAAGGCAAAGUUCAUUGAAGUUUAAGAGCAAAAAAGAAAAAAGGAAACUUUAUAGUUUUCCAAGGACAUUAAAGAAAACAUAUCCACUCUGUAUAACAAAUGAAGAUUGUAACUCUCAGCUUAUUGAUGAAUUUUCAUCCUCAGAUGAUGAUGAUGAUGUGUCUGCUCGCCACUUCCAUUUCUCUAAACAGAGUCAUAGAGCAAGAGCUAUAAAAGACAAAAGCAGCUGCUCUUUAAAAUUACCUAGUUGUGAUAAAAAUAGCACUUUCAUACUAAGAAAACAAAUGAAAUUUUCAAAUGAGAAAGUUGUUCGUCAGGAACAGAUAUGUGAAUCAAUGGAUAAGCUUUUAGGUGGUGUUCAGGAAGUGGCUUAUGUUCACUCAAACCAGAAUGUGAUUGGAUCAAGCAAAGCUGAAAACCACAUGAGCCGAUGGGCUGCACGUGAUGUAUUUGAGUUGCAACAGUUUUCCCAGCUUCCUGCUAACAUAGCUGUUUGCAGUUCUAAGCCGUCUGAAGAAAAAGUGAAGGUGGAUACAGUGCCACACAGAAAGACAGAGCAGCCAUCGAAUGAAGAAGGCGUCUCAUUUCCCCUUUACAUUUCACACCCUGUAAGCCAAAAGAUGAAGAAAGUCCACCGUACAAACCAAACUACAUUCAUAAUUGGAGAAACACCAAAAGGCAUCCGCAGGCCACAGAGGAGACACUUCUGCUUCUGAAGCUGCAACACAAGUCAACCUCAGUGAAAAACUACAAGCCACUAAAAUAACCAUGCUAAUGGACCGAAUGCUUGUCUCAUAUAAUAAAGCCCUGAUCACCAUUGUGAUGGUAUUUGGAGGUAAGGUCUUGAAAUGUAAUUAGGGUAUGAGGAUGAGGCUCUCAAGACAGGAUUAGUGGCCUGAUUAGAAGAGAUGCACUAGCUCUCUCUCCACCAUGUGAAGGUCUACAGAAAAUGGGCCCAUCACCAGAUACCUACUCUCCUUACAGUUUGGUCUCAGACUUGUGAGCCUUCAGAAUUAUGAAAAAUAAAUUCCUGUUUUGAAAACUACCCAGUCUGUGAUAUUUGUGAUACCAGCCAGAUCUGACUAAGACAAUCAGUAAAAAAAAAUGGUUGAAUAAAUCAUAUAACCACACAAUGGAAUACAAUAUAGCCACUUUAAAGAAUAAUUUGGAAUUGGCCAUAUGCUAACUGGAAAUUAUCUCUAAUAUGUAGUAGGCAAAACCAGCAAGGGCCAGAUUGUCAG
Octodon degus (degu) is the source of this 4435-nucleotide messenger RNA. RefSeq names its product ERCC excision repair 6 like 2 (gene Ercc6l2). Gene Ontology annotation, molecular function: ATP-dependent chromatin remodeler activity; ATP binding. The record is from RefSeq and is a predicted model, not a curated record. The coding region runs from base 227 to 3910 and encodes 1227 amino acids. The transcript has 19 exons. NCBI's taxonomy places the organism in Eukaryota, Metazoa, Chordata, Mammalia, Rodentia, Octodontidae.